This is a messenger RNA of Malassezia japonica, 588 nucleotides long. RefSeq names its product Protein csh3 (gene CSH3). Gene Ontology annotation, cellular component: endoplasmic reticulum membrane. The record is from RefSeq and is a predicted model, not a curated record. The transcript is spliced from 3 exons. Gene Ontology annotation, biological process: endoplasmic reticulum to Golgi vesicle-mediated transport. Lineage: Eukaryota; Fungi; Basidiomycota; Malasseziomycetes; Malasseziales; Malasseziaceae. Bases 1 to 588 code for a protein of 195 amino acids.
AUGGGAUUCCGCACGGGCGUGUUGUUCGUCACCUCGACGUUUGACUUCCCGAUCCUGUUCCAGGGUCGCGCGACGGAGCGCGCGAUUGACCGCGCGGAGGAGUUCUACCUGUCCAUGUUUGCGUCGCCCCUGACCAUCACGGCGUUCUUCCACGCGGUGCUUGGUCUUGGCAUGAUUGGUAUUGUCACGAAGCUGCACCGCUGGACGGAGAACGACCGCUACUUUGGCAUGGGCAGCGUUGUGCUCUAUCUCGGUUCGCUGCUCAUGUAUCUCUCGGUGACGCUGCCCAACUUGCGCGCGCUUGCGCACCCCAAGGACGAGUACUACGUCGCGCGCGGUGUGUACGAGGCCAGCAAGGCACGCCAGGACGGCAACACGACCAUGGCCCUCACGCAGACCGAGCGCAUUUCGCUCGUGCAGGUCAUCUCGGCGACCAACGUGAUCAUCGCCGCGCUCCUCUUUGGUGUGCUACUCCUGCAGGGCGGUGAGUGGUACGCCAUCCGCCAGGACCGCAAGCUCGAGGAAAAGGUGCGCCUGGAGCAAAUUGCCAAGCUCGAGGCGCAGCGCAACGAGAAGAAGCGGAGCUAG